Messenger RNA from Tetrahymena thermophila SB210, 4410 nucleotides. RefSeq names its product surface protein. The record is from RefSeq and is a predicted model, not a curated record. The transcript has 2 exons. NCBI's taxonomy places the organism in Eukaryota, Ciliophora, Oligohymenophorea, Hymenostomatida, Tetrahymenidae.
AUGAAACUAAAGAAUCUCUGCAAAAUAUUAUAUUUGCAAAUUUUAGUUUAAAUAUCGUUUUAGAUAGAUUGUGUGAUAUAAAACUCCAUACUCAAUGUGCCUUCUGCAGGUUGCAAUCUUCCCUAUGCAUAAAAUUAAAUUACUUAGGUAGAUUAGCUUAUUUUAAAUGGAUAGUUGACUAUUAGUAGAUAUGCUAGUUUAUAGUAUAAGACUUUGGUAGUCAAUGAUGGAGCAGCUAUGAAUCUGAAAUCGAAUUAUGAGUAAAUUAAAAUUGAAGACAUAGGAACAGAUAGUUGUAGCUUAAGCGACCUUAAACCAGUAACUAUGAGUCUAUCAUCUAAAUCUCAGAAUCUUGUUUAUGAUAUCCUCUCUAUUUCUAAUAGUAAUUAGCUAACUUUAAGAUAUUUGCCAUUAGGAUUAUUUCAUGGCGUAAAAAUAUUAAUUUCUUCUGUAUCAGGUCGUACAGAAUAUGCUAUAGUUGAUAAGAUAGUUGAUAAAGUCGUAUAUCUAUAAAAUCCUCUAUCAAAUAAUCAUUUAAGCUAGUAGGUUAUAGGAUAUUCUCUAUAAAUAGAAUAUCCGUAGUUAUUAGUCAUUGAUGAAUAAAGAAUUAUCUUUAAAAAUGCCUGCUUAAGAAUAAUUCCCUAAAAACCUCAAGAUUAUGAAAUGAAUUCUGGAAUUCUUUUUUAAGACAUGAAAGGUCUUUCUUAUGAGAAUUAAGAUAAAACUAAUAUAUUAGGGCUCACUCAGUCAAUAUUUUUAAACUCAGAUAACUUUAAAAACCAAUUCCUUUAGAUUAUUUAGCUUACAGGAUAAAUAACAGAUAUAAUAAUAAUUGGAGUGAAUUAACUUACUAUUAAUCUUAAAUAUAGUAUAAAAAAUAUUAGUAUGUACAGGAUGAAUUAAUCUUCACUUAAUAUUAAUGCUUUGGAUAAAAAUUUUAAGGCGAUUAAUCUUUUUUAUUUGUAUUCAAAUGACUGCUAAGUUACUUUGAGAUUAGAUUCUUCCUAAAAGUAAUACUCUUUAUUUAAUGCAAAGAUUUUAAAUACUGAAUUAAUAAUCUCUAGCCUAAACUAAAAAUAUUAUCUAAAGAUAGAAGCAAGCAGGUUACUUAAUAGUAAUUUCAGAACAAUUGAUGGAAAUGCCAUAUAAUUAGUGGUUUCUUCUAACUUUAUAGCAGGUAAGGAACUAAACUUGCAAAAUGUUUAAUAUAAUUCAGCUAUUAUUUCAUAAAAUUAUUUUGAUGGUACAGGGUUAAGAUAUGCCAUCCUUCUAACUGAAUUAUCAGUGCUUUAAAAAAACUAAGCAGUUCUCUCAUUAAAUUUAGAAGGAAAUGUUUUUUCAAAUUUUGAAUAUCAAGGCUAUGAUUUAAUUACUACUUCACUAUAAAGCACUAAUUACUAGGAAAUAGUUUUGAGACCUUCUUAGACCUACUACAAAGUCUUUUUAUAAAUUAACUUCUUUAACAUUUUACCAAGUAGUUAACAGAAAGCCAUAUUUUUACCCUCUUUAAGUCUUUAGUAUUAAGACAAUUAUAGUAGUCCAAAAUAGUUUUUAAUCCCUCUUGAUGAUUCCUUAUAUAAUAAUACAAGGUUUAUUAGAGUAUCUCCUUUAACCAACAUAUUUUAUCACAAACCUUUGUAUUUUUUUAAGAGUAGAUUAGCAACUUUUUAAUUUGAUAUUGGAUAAGCUACUGGCUAUCACAUGGAUGCACUGACCUAAGAAUUCAAGCAAACUUGGUAAAUAGAUACUUCUUAUUACUUGCUUGAAAAUACAAUAUAUAAGGCUUACUUUAAAUCAACCCUUAAUAAUUAGCUUUAAGCUGCUCCUUAGCAACUCAAUUUUGUUUUAUAUUAAGGAAAUAUCACUACUUUUAAUUCUAUCCCAUAAAUUAAGAUUUAUUUUAAGGCAUCAACCCCAAUUUAAGCAAUAAAUGUUACAAUAAAUAAAGAACCUUAAAAAUCUCUUUAAUAUGUUUCAAUAGACCCUAUAGAUGGAUGCUUAAAUAUUUAUCCAUAAUAAAAUCCCACCCAAGAAGAUAUAAAUAUAAAUAUUACAAUAACUAAUUGCCAAGACGAAUAGGUUUUAUCAAACUAGAAAUGUGUUUCUAAAUGUCCUGAUGGAUAAUAUCCACUCAAUUCCAUCUGCUAAGAUGGAAAAUAAAAAGAUGGGUAUUUUUUUGAAAAUAAAUAAUACUAACCAUGUUUAGGAGGAGCAAACAAUUAAUGUAAAACUUGUACAACUUCAAAUGACUGCUAAAGCUGCUUCCUUCCCGAUUUUUUAAAGGCUAAUUUGUGCUAUGCUAACUAAUUCAAGCAAUUUAAUUCUGGAGGUAGUUUUCAAAAUUGUAUUCAAAAUUGCUAAUCUUGCUAAAAUCAAUAAACUUGUUCUGUAUGUGUUGAUGGAUAUGCUUUGAGCGAAGAUAAAAAAUCAUGUAAUCUUUGCACAGAAGGAAAUUUUAUCAAAAAUUAUUAAUGUAUUCCAUGCCCCUCUAAUUUAAAUUGUGCAGACUGCUUUUCUGAUAAGGAAGGAUCAUGUAGAUCAUGCAAGCCUGGGAUGACUUUAGUUAAAGGAUUUUGUUAAUAAAUAUGCAUUCAAGGUUAGUACCUUGAUGAUAAUGGCAUAUGCUAAUCUUGUCAUCCAACUUGCUUAGAAUGCAAUGGAAAUGGAAAUGCUGAUUGCACUAGAUGUCCAAAAGGAAGAAUUUUUAGUGAUAGUUAUCCAUAUACCUGUGAUCUAAUCACAUGCACAAGCCUUAAAUUUUAAAAUAAUAAAAAUGAAUGUCAAAACUGUUUUGAUUAAACAAAUCAAAAUGGGUGCUUUGAUGCUUAUCCUAACUCUAUUAUUUGUGAUCCUGGAUAUUUUGCUCAAUAAAAUGUAUCUGGAUGCUAGAGGUGUGAUGCAAGCUGUAAAACAUGCUAGUACUAAUCCACGAACUGUAUUGAAUGUAAUUAAGAUUACUCAUUUAUUUCUGGGAAUAGUGGCUAGUGUUAAAAGUGUUAAGAUGGUUUUUAUGCCCCUGUAAAUGCGAAAACUUGCCUUAGUUGUAGUAGCCCAUGUAAAACUUGCUCUGGUUCCAGCAACAACUGCUUAACAUGUUUAGAUGGUUUUUAUUUUGAUAACACUAGCAAAUAAUGUGCUAGAUGUGAUUUUUCUUGCUCAAAAUGCUCAGGAUCUUCAACAAAUUGCACUGAAUGUUAAAGAGGUUAAUUUUUAAAUAAUGGAAAAUGCAUAAAUUGUGAUGUAAGUUGUAAGGAAUGUGAUGGAUCUUCAACAAAUUGCACUGAAUGUUAAAGCGGUUAAUUUUUAAAUAAUGGAAAAUGCAUAAAUUGUGAUGUAAGUUGUAAGGAAUGUUAUGGAUCUUCAAUAAAUUGCACUGAAUGCUAAAGCAGUUAAUUUUUGAACAAUGGAACAUGCAUAAAAUGUGAUGCUAACUGUAUGGAAUGUAUGGAUACAUCAACUCAUUGCACUAAAUGCUCUUAAAAUGCAUAUUUAUCAUAAAAUAAAUGCUUGAGUGAUUGUCCACAAGGCUAAUAUGCAGAUUCUUAACUAAGAAUAUGUACAGAUUGUGACAAAUCUAAGAGCAACAACUGCUAAACAUGUUUAGAUGGUUUUUAUUUAGAUAACACUAGCUUAUAAUGUUCUAAAUGUGACUUUUCUUGCUCAAAAUGCUCAGGAUCUUCAACAAAUUGCACUGAAUGUUAAAGCGGUUAAUUUUUAAAUAAUGGAAAAUGCAUAAAUUGUGAUGUAAGUUGUAAGGAAUGUGAUGGAUCUUCAACAAAUUGCACUAAAUGUUAAAGCGGUUAAUUUUUAAAUAAUGGAAAAUGCAUAAAUUGUGAUGUAAUUUGUAAGGAAUGUUAUGGAUCUUCAACAAAUUGCACUGAAUGCUAAAGCAGUUAAUUUUUGAACAAUGGAACAUGCAUAAAAUGUGAUGCUAACUGUAUGGAAUGUAUGGAUACAUCAACUCAUUGCACUAAAUGCUCUUAAAAUGCAUAUUUAUCAUAAAAUAAAUGCUUGAGUGAUUGUCCACAAGGCUAAUAUGCAGAUUCUUAACUAAGAAUAUGUACAGAUUGUGACAAAUCUAAGAGCAAAGAGUGUUUAAAUAUGUAAUAUAUAAAAUAAAGUGAAACAUAAAAUGGUUUGGAGUAAGGCGCUUUAGUUGGAAUAGUGGUUGGUUCUUUUGCAUUUUUUACUGCAGUUAUCAUAACUCUACGUUACUUUUAUAAAAAGAGAAAAUACAAAUCAGUUAUUUAAAUAAACCCAAGUUAAGAAAAUUUUACGAAUAAUGCUAUUUUCACUAAUAACUAAAUUUAUACACAGCGAGAUAUUGAAACAAAAAGCUAAUUAAAUGAAAAAAAGAAUUAGGAGGAAGCAAUAGAAUAAAGAGAAUUAAAAGUAAUAAAUAUUGAUUGA